UCAAUGACCAAACUCUAUUCAUUGUUGUAGAACACAACAUUAUAAUGGCCGUGGGAAAAUCUACAUACAUUUCAUUUAUGAUAGUCUGUUUGAUUCUGGGAUACUGCUGCUUCAUUGCCACAGAAUAUAUUGCGACAGUUGUAUUGAUAAGUACCGGCAUCUAUGUUGGAUCAAAAGCAAUACCGAGAGGGAGUGUCAGCUCAAAAAACAAAGCAGUGUUUAUAACGGGGUGCGACACAGGCUUCGGUCACAACCUAGCACUUAGGCUUGAUCAACUUGGUUACCUUGUGUAUGCAGGAUGUCUGCAUCCCGAGAAUAAGAACGCAAGGAUACUACAAACUUCAUCAAAGAGCAAGAAAUUAACAAUAGUUGCAUGUGAUGUUACUUCUGAUGAAUCUGUUUUAGCUGCAAAAGAGAAAGUGCAGAAAUCACUUCCUUCUGGAUUCAUUUUGUGGGCGAUAGUUAAUAAUGCUGGUAUCUGGUCAUACUCGGAAAUCGAGAUCGUGUCCCUGGAAGCAUUCAAACGUCUUGCAGAGGUUAAUGUCUACGGCACGGUUAGAAUCACUAAAGCAUUUUUACCGAUGUUGCGCCGAUAUAAAGAACAGACGAUUCGAAGGACCUUAACAGAAAACGAGCUUUCGAAAAUUUGGGAAAGUCUAGUGAGCACGAAUCACGGGAAGAUUGAUGAGAAAACAAACUUCUCUCGACCAAAUGAUCGAGGGGAUAAUUCUAUAGAGUAA
Messenger RNA from Anneissia japonica, 740 nucleotides. RefSeq names its product D-beta-hydroxybutyrate dehydrogenase, mitochondrial-like. Bases 45 to 740 code for a protein of 231 amino acids. The record is from RefSeq and is a predicted model, not a curated record. The transcript has 4 exons. NCBI's taxonomy places the organism in Eukaryota, Metazoa, Echinodermata, Crinoidea, Comatulida, Comatulidae.